GAUGACUGUGAAGGAAUUCAUCCUGAUGUAAUUGAAGAAUAUUAUGGGGUACAUGGUGAUACUGCAACUCGAAGACAACACCAGACCGGAGCGGGACAUCCCAUGGAUGAAGAAGACAGUGAUGAUGACGACGACGAGGAACCUCAAAACAUAGUACAGUCAAUCAAUGACCAGCAAAGGGACCAUGUCCACCAUGAAGCCAUCAGUGUUCCGUCACAAAGGAAACCUUUCAUCAAUGACGAAACACACCAGCAAUUUGCUGCUGUUCUCACCGAAGUUGUAGCCAAAGAUAUCACACCAUGCCAUUGCAGGCUGACCACGGACGAGUGGGAAGGUAAUGAAUACCCGAUUUUUGAGACUAUCCCCAUUGGUCGACGUGGAUCCAAAGAACUUCAUGUCUCCCUUGCUGAAUUGAUAUGGUUUAAGCGAGCAAAGCUAUGGUGCCAAGCGUCAGUUGUAUUGUCAUAUUUUUUAGCCGCCGGUAGAGAGUGA
Molecule: messenger RNA, 492 nt
Organism: Suillus subalutaceus
Lineage: Eukaryota; Fungi; Basidiomycota; Agaricomycetes; Boletales; Suillaceae
Exons: 1
Source: RefSeq, a predicted model, not a curated record